AUGGACUUCUUGUCUUCUACUAUUGCCCCUAUCCACCGACUUCCAAACGAAUUGUUGGGUCAGAUUCUACUCUCGUGCCGCAGAGAGCAAGGGCGCAAUCCUUGGAAGCUUGGAUCCAUCGAUUCACGCACACGGAAUAUCGUUAUCUCGACUCCGUUAUUCUGGAUAACCCUCCAUGUAGGCUACAUUCACGGUCAGCGCUUCAACUUUGAGUCUCUUAUAGAAAAACUCCGCAUGCAACUCCGACGCUGUGGCCCAGUCCUACCAUUGACCGUUUUCUGGGUCACCGUCGCCACUGAGCAUCAUAUAUCGCGGUUGCUCUGGCUUUUCAUCGAGGAGAAUGCGCCACUAGACCGUUGGGAAGCGCUCACGGUGAAAGCUCAAGGGGUAUUUCCAGCCUCAAUGCUCACGGAGAACAGACUAGGAGAAUUUGCAAACUUGAAGGUGUUGGCGAUUGCGGGUACACAUCCUCACUUUUUCUUCCACCAUCUCGAAAAGACGCGGGAUCUUGGAAAUCUCAAAGAAGUUUCCGUCGGAGUAGAUACUCUCCCGUAUGAAAAGCUCGUGAGCGCUCUCCCGCGAGUCAUGGGCGCGACCAAGAGUCUGACAUUGAACUCAUCCGGGGACUUUACUACAAGCCUGCCAUCAAAUAUAAUGGUCCUCAAAUGCUUCACAUUGUUUAAUCGAAGCCCGUUUCCCCAUCUCAAAGAACUCUCCGUCAUAUUAUGCUCCAUCCGUCUCCAUCCCUUGGACAUACCAUGUGUAACGCACCUCGAAAUCUACUUUAACCUCUCCUGGAACCUCGAUACCGUGCUCGAGUUUCCAGCGCUGACAUCCCUGGUCCUCGAGUGCGCAAAAAACGAUCUCCGACCACUCACGUGGUUCGCAGCGCCUAAUAUCACUUUCUUCAAGCUCAAGCUCCCGGCGUUUUCCAACUCGCUUUCCCACCCUGGCGCGCCUCCUAUCACGCAGCUCAACUUUCUCACUUAUCCGCGCGUCGCAAAUUUACAAAUUAAGAUUCCAUUGGACCUGGAGGAACUUUGUGCACUAUUACCUCGCUUUCCUGCGACCAGCGACAUGGUCAUCCCUCUCAACACAUCUGGCCGUGAGAGCAUGGACACUGUCUUGCUCGACUUGUUGACAGAGUGUAACUCUGUGGAAAGCAAACAGGAAAGCGAGGUGGACGUUCAUGAAGCGGACUGGAAGGACAGGCUGCGCCAUAGGUUUCCUGAUAGUGAAACAGUCAGUGAAUUGUUUGGCGCCGACUUGCUCUUGGCCACGACAGAGGUAAUCGUAAUGGAUCUCUCAUGUCCUAAUGGCCCUUUCGCGGCUCCAAUCCACCGCCUUCCGACUGAGCUUCUGCGUCUGAUUCUCCUCACAUGUCAGCAAGAGAAGAUCUGCAAUGCUUGGAAACUUGGAUCCAUCGAUUCGCGCACACGGAAUAUCGUUAUCUCAACUCCGUUAUUCUGGACAACCCUCCACGUCAUCUAUAUCCAGCACCCGCGUUUCAAUUUCGAAUCUAUUAUUCAGAAACUACGUUUGCAACUCCAACGCUGUGGUCCCGUCCUGCCAUUGACCAUCUUUUGGGUGACCAUCGCUACUGAGCAUCAUAUAUCGCGAUUACUCUGGCUCUUUAUUGAGAACGAAGCGCCAUUCGACCGUUGGGAGGCGCUUACGGUGAAAGCGCAGGGAGUCUUUCCGAGCCCAAUGCUCGCAGAGGGCAGACUGGGAGAAUUUACAAACUUGAAGGCGCUGGGGAUUGCGGGUACGCAUCCUCACUUCUUCUUCCAUCAUCUAGAAAAGACGCGGAAUCUUGGAAAUCUCAAAGAGGUUAUCAUCGCCCAGGACUCUCUCCCAUACGAAGAACUAUCGAGAGCUCUACCGCGAGUCAUGGGCGCAGUCAAGAAUCUCAAUCUAAAGGGAUCCUCCACAUUUUCCACUGGUCUCCAACCAAACGUGACUGCCCUCCAAUGCGAAACACUGCUCAAUCACUGCCCCUUUCCCCACCUGAAAGAACUGUCCGUCAAAGUAUGCUCCAUCCGCCUCAACCCCUCGGACAUACCGCGCGUAACGCACCUCGAAAUCCACUUUAGCCUCUCCCGGCACGUCGACACCAUAGUCGAAUUCCCAGCGUUGACGUUUUUAGUCCUCGAAUGCGCACGAAAUGAUCUCCGACCCCUCACGUGGCUCGCCGCGCCUAAUAUCACUUUCUUCAAGCUCACCCGCUCGACGCUGUCCGAAUCGCUUUCCCGCCCCGAUGCGCCUCCUAUCACUCGACUCAACCUUCUCACUUAUCCGCGCGUCACUGAUUUGCAGAUUGAGAUUCCACUGGACCUAGAAGAACUGGGUGCACUGUUACCUCAUUUUCCUACUACUAGAGAUAUGAUCAUCCCGUUUAACGUUUCUGCUCUGGAAGGGUUGGAUGUCGUCUUAUUCGACUUGCUAGCAGAUUCUGGCCUCGAUCAAAUAGACCAACCAAGAGGAAUUCGAUACAAGGAGCUCGAAGGGGUUGUCCUGUUAUCCUCAGGCAAGACCGACGUAGACGAAGCGGACUGGAGAAAGGGUUUGAUAAGUAGAUUUCCCACUAGCAAGCUCCGAUAUCUGAGAAUUGUACCACUUUAA
Messenger RNA from Serendipita indica DSM 11827, 2622 nucleotides. NCBI's taxonomy places the organism in Eukaryota, Fungi, Basidiomycota, Agaricomycetes, Sebacinales, Serendipitaceae. The record is from the annotation of a GenBank genome assembly.